This is a messenger RNA of Haliotis rubra (blacklip abalone), 1512 nucleotides long. RefSeq names its product alpha-(1,3)-fucosyltransferase 10-like. The coding region runs from base 100 to 1461 and encodes 453 amino acids. The record is from RefSeq and is a predicted model, not a curated record. The transcript is spliced from 6 exons. Lineage: Eukaryota; Metazoa; Mollusca; Gastropoda; Lepetellida; Haliotidae. Gene Ontology annotation, cellular component: membrane. Gene Ontology annotation, molecular function: alpha-(1->3)-fucosyltransferase activity.
CCAGGCGCGAAGGGACGCAACUGCGUUCGGGCGGUAUUUUAGGGAAGACAUGUUGGUACUGCUGCACUAUACUCUGGUUGUAACGUGGGCUGUGAAUGCAUGGAGAUCGUUAUGCUUCGCCCAGACUGGCUCGUUCUCUUGAUCCUACUAACAAGUAUUUCUAUAACAGUUGAUGGGAAAGUUACAAGCUACACUGCGGAUGAGAGUCACGCCCACCUGCCAGUUGUCACAUGGUGGGAGGCGAUUAGUGAUCAGGCUGAUUACGUGAUCUCCUGUAAGGCGGAGCAGAGAUGUGUUGUGUCCAGGAACAAGACAACACCGCGCCGACAGGAGAUCAUGGUGUAUGGAUUUUAUGGUACCCUUUUCCUCUCGAGUGGCCUCCCAUUGCCUAGGAAAGCUGGCGACCUUUGGGCACUUAUUCACGAGGAGUCACCGAAGAACACUGAUUGGAUGUUUACGUUCGCUAGCGUCCUGGAGGUGUUUAACUACACUGCAACCUUUCAGCGAGGAUCUGACUAUCCGAUCCCCACGCACUGGCUUGCGAAUGAAGAGUCAUUGCUGAGUAAGAAAUAUUUAAUCCCAACCGACAGAAAGAACCUGUUGAGAAGAGAGGAAGGUUUAGCUCCCAUUAUAUUUGUCCACACCGACUGCAGCACACCAUCUAACAGGGAGCAGUACGUCAUGAUGCUCCAGAAAUACGUCCAUGUUGAUUCGUACGGCGAUUGUCUUCACAACAAGGACUUUCCAGAGGAAUUCAAAGAUUUGGAUGGUAUAGCCGGUUACAUGAAGGAUAACUUCCUUAAACUGGUUGCCCGCUACAAGUUUGCAAUAGCUUUUGAGAACGCCAGAUGUGAGGACUACAUCACGGAGAAGUUGUGGCGCCCUCUACAGGCCGGAACUGUCCCUAUAGUACUCGGCUCGCCUAAAGUCCAGGAGUUUUUGCCAUCCAACAAGUCAGCGAUUCUCGUGGAAGAUUUCAGUAGCAUUAAAGAGCUGGCCGAGUUCAUCAAACAUCUGGACCAGAAUGACGAAGAAUACGAGUCAUACCUAAAAUUCAAAGAUUCGGGAAUUUCAAACCCAACUUUGAAAUCAGAACUUAGCCGUCUGCCACCCGCCAAUUUUGUUGGUGAGACCUUCGCCAAGGCUCUUAUAGGUUAUGAAUGUUUUCUGUGCGACAGAGUUUACGAAGCACUAGAGGCCACGGGAUCCGGCCAACCUCUCCCGAAGGCACAAGCUAAUCAGAACCAUAUGAACUGUCCAUUGCCAGCAACAAAAUUUGACGAAAACGGUCACAGUGUCCAUGACCCUCUUCGUGAUCGUGAAUUGGCCUUCUACCAUAUCAAUGCAAAGCUCUUCCGCCAGUCCUAUGACAUGGGUAAAAACAUCUCUGAUCACGACCUCUAUAUAGCAGCCACGCAAAGGUGGAAAGAAGCAGAAAUGGAACACAAGAACGAAUUAUGAUGUAUGUUUUAAGUAUAAUGAAUAAAAGGGGAACUAUUUUUUAUAUAUUAA